This is a messenger RNA of Myzus persicae (green peach aphid), 366 nucleotides long. RefSeq lists its product as uncharacterized. The record is from RefSeq and is a predicted model, not a curated record. Lineage: Eukaryota; Metazoa; Arthropoda; Insecta; Hemiptera; Aphididae. The transcript is spliced from 2 exons. The coding region runs from base 1 to 366 and encodes 121 amino acids.
AUGACCUUUUAUGAUGUUGAUUUUAUACAAAUUGCUGUAGGUUUUGAUGGUUUACCUUUAUCCCGGUCUAGUAAAAGUCAGUUUUGGCCAAUAUUGGCAUACAUCAGAAAUUCGUUUAAUAGUAAAGAUAAAGUUUUCCCUAUAGGUGUUUAUCACGGUGAUGCUAAGCCUAAAGACAGUGAUGAUUUUAUAUUAGAUUUUGUAAAUGAAGCUGUAAAUUUAUCUACUAAUGGUUUAGAUAUUAGCGAUAAACACUUUAAAAUUUUAUUUGAUCUUUUUUGUUGUGAUGUUCCUGCUAAAAGUUUUAUUCUUAAAAUUAAAGGUCAUUCUGGGUUCUCUUCAUGUACUCGAUGUUUAAUUGAUUAA